CAGGGUUUCUGUGUUACUAGAUUUGCUGGCUAGAAGAGAUAACGUAGUCCAAAAUUAUAUAAAAUAUGAAAUAUUUUACUCUAAUUUUAGUAAUAUGCUUUGAACUCUCAUCUGAAAAUGGAUUAAGUGAAAAACUGAAUGUACAAAGACAACUAUUUGAUAAAAAAAUUUACAAUUUAUAUACCGAAGUCUACGAAAAACAUGAAAAUCUAUUUGAAGAGUCGCUUCAAAAUAAUGCAGCUUGCAGUUGCACUAAUGGGGAAUGUUUAAAUGAAGGUGGAAAACAAGUUUGCAAAUGUAAACCUGGGUUUGGCAAUUAUACAAGAAGCCUCUGCAAAGCUUGCGAUUGUGGACCAGAUUCAAACUGUACGUGGAUAUCUAAGGGAUUUUUUAAUACAGAAAAAGUAUGUCUUUGCAAAUUAGGAUAUCAUGAAGAGAAAUCAAAGUGCGUUGGUCCAUGCACAAAAAAUCCAUGCAUGAACGGAGGUAUUUGCAAAGAUGUGGAAAAUGGAUACGAAUGUAUAUGUCCCUCGAAAUUCACAGGAGAUAAUUGUAAGGAUAAAGUCACACCAUGCAGCAACCCUUGCAAGAAUGGAGGAAAUUGCGCAAUCAAUGGAGAGAGUUUCACUUGCAAAUGUAUAGAACCAUAUAGUGGCCGGACAUGUGAGAUAAGUCCUUGUUCAUCGAGUCCUUGUCAAAAUGGCGGAAAAUGCAGUGUGGAUGAGCAAAGUUUCAGUUGCUCCUGUAAACCGCCGUUCAGUGGAAAUUUGUGCGAAAUAGGACCGUGCUCAUCGAAUCCGUGUCAAAACGGAGGAACGUGUUCCAUGGGCGGGCAAUCUUUCAAAUGUGCAUGCAAGCCUCCAAUUUUAGGGCGAAACUGUGAAUUAGGACCGUGCUCAUCGAAUCCGUGUCAAAACGGAGGAACGUGUUCCAUGGACGGGCAAUCUUUCAAAUGUGCAUGCAAGCCUCCAUUCUUAGGGCGAAACUGUGAAUUAGGACCGUGCUCAUCGAAUCCGUGUCAAAACGGAGGAACGUGUUCCAUGGAUGGGCAGUCUUUCAAAUGUGCAUGCAAGCCUCCAUUCUUAGGGCGAAACUGUGAAUUAGGUCCAUGUUCAUCCAAUCCUUGCCAGAAUUUAGGAAAAUGUUCAGCAGAUGGACUGAGUUUCAAAUGUGAAUGCCGAAAGCCUUACGAAGGAAAAAUCUGUGAAAUGAGUCCUUGCUCUUCAAAUCCUUGCCAAAACAACGGGGCGUGUAAAGUAAAUAGUCGGGGCUUCGAAUGUGUAUGUAGGAAGCCUUAUACAGGAAUUUUAUGUCAAGAGGGACCCUGUUCCUCAAAUCCCUGUCAUAACAGCGGCGUCUGCCAGGUAGAGGGGCUAAAAUACAAAUGUCAGUGUAAACAGCCAUUCAGUGGUCUAAACUGCGAAAUGGGACCUUGCUCAUCCAAUCCCUGCUCGAAUAAGGGGAAGUGUAAAGUGGUUGGAAUGGAUUUCAAGUGUGAUUGCCCCCCUCCAUAUGAAGGAAAGCAAUGUGAAAAAGAUCCUUGUACAUCAAAUCCAUGCAUGAAUAACGGCAGCUGUACAGUCAAAGGAAACAGUUUUAUAUGUGCAUGCAAGAGUCCUUUCUCUGGAGAUAGGUGUGAAAAGGAUCCAUGUUCAUCUAGUCCUUGUCGUAAUGGUGGUAGGUGUACAAUUAAAGGGAAUUCCUUCUCCUGCGACUGUCCCGAAAAUCACGUAGGAAACAUAUGUCAACAUGUGUGUGAUUGUAAAAAUGGAAAAUGUCGAGUAACAUCUGACGACGAAGUGCUUUGUGAAUGUCUUCCGGAAUACGGUAAAAAGUUAGAUGUCUGCGAAGCUUGUAACUGUGGUACUGGAGCUAACUGCACUUGGGAAGGCGGAUUUUUAGGUUUUAGGGAAGAAAAGUACUGCCUGUGCCCCGAUGGUUCCAAAUUAAAAGAACAACACUGUGAAGAUCCAUGCAACAGCAGUCCUUGUUUACAUGAAGGAAAAUGUAAAGUCAUUGGAAAAAUUUUCAAAUGCGUAUGCAAACCACCUUACACGGGACCAAUUUGCAAAGAUGAUAUUUGCACGGAGAAUCCAUGCCUGAACGGUGGAACCUGCAAGAUCAACGGAACGUCAUUCCAAUGCAAGUGCAAAACUCCCUAUUCUGGGAAACUGUGCGAGAAAGACCCUUGCACAAAUAAUCCGUGUGUGAAUGGUGGCAAAUGUAGACUGGAGGGUAACUCUUUCAAAUGUAAUUGCACCAGGCCGUAUUUUGGAGAUAAAUGCGAGAAAGAUUCAUGCACUGAAAAUCCUUGUGAGAAUGGAGGCAAGUGUAGACUGGAGGGUAACUCUUUCAAGUGCAACUGCACCAAGCCAUAUUUUGGAGAUAAAUGCGAGAAAGAUCCAUGCACAAUUAAUCCUUGUGUGAAUGGCGGCAAAUGUAGACUGCUGGGUAAUUCUUUCAAGUGCGAUUGCACUAAACCAUAUUUUGGAGACAAAUGCGAGAAAGAUCCAUGCACUGAAAAUCCUUGUGAGAACGGAGGAAAGUGUAGAUUACAGGGUAACUCUUUCAAGUGCGACUGUACUAAGCCAUAUUUUGGGGAUAAAUGCGAGAAAGAUCCAUGCACAAAUAAUCCUUGUGCGAAUGGCGGCAAGUGUAGACUGCAGGGUAAUUCUUUCAAGUGCGACUGCAUGAAGCCCUAUUUUGGCGAUAAAUGCGAGAAAGAUCCAUGCACAAUUAAUCCUUGUGCGAAUGGCGGCAAAUGUAGACUGCUGGGUAAUUCUUUCAAGUGCAAUUGCAUUAAAUCAUAUUUUGGAGACAAAUGCGAGAAAGAUCCAUGCACUGAAAAUCCUUGUGAGAACGGGGGGAAGUGUAGACUGGAGGGUAACUCUUUCAAGUGCAACUGCACCAAGCCAUAUUUUGGAGAUAAAUGCGAGAAAGAUCCAUGCACAAUUAAUCCUUGUGUGAAUGGCGGCAAAUGUAAACUGCUGGGUAAUUCUUUCAAGUGCGAUUGCACUAAACCAUAUUUUGGAGACAAAUGCGAGAAAGGUUAGUUGAUUCAUGUCAAUUAUUCUGAUAAAUAAUAAGAAAGCUUUAUUUUUGUUUAUGAAUUAUUAUUAUAAUGCUCCUCUUUCAACUCAAAGAUCCAUGCACUGAAAAUCCUUGUGAGAACGGAGGAAAGUGUAGAUUACAGGGUAACUCUUUCAAGUGCGACUGUACUAAGCCAUAUUUUGGGGAUAAAUGCGAGAAUGGUUAAUUGAUUAAUUUGUUAAGUAAUUAUUCUGAUAAAUAAUAAGAAGGCUUUUUUUUUGUCUAUUAUUAAUUAUUACAAUACUCGUCUCUCUAAUGACAGAUCCAUGCACAAUUAAUCCUUGUGUGAAUGGCGGCAAAUGUAGACUGCUGGGUAAUUCUUUCAAGUGCGAUUGCACUAAACCAUAUUUUGGAGACAAAUGCGAGAAAGGUUAGUUGAUUCAUGUCAAUUAUUCUGAUAAAUAAUAAGAAAGCUUUAUUUUUGUUUAUGAAUUAUUAUUAUAAUGCUCAUCUUUCAACUCAAAGAUCCAUGCACUGAAAAUCCUUGUGAGAACGGAGGAAAGUGUAGAUUACAGGGUAACUCUUUCAAGUGCGACUGUACUAAGCCAUAUUUUGGGGAUAAAUGCGAGAAUGGUUAAUUGAUUAAUUUGUUAAGUAAUUAUUCUGAUAAAUAAUAAGAAGGCUUUAUUUUUGUCUAUUAUUAAUUAUUACAAUACUCGUGUCUCUAA
Argiope bruennichi is the source of this 3758-nucleotide messenger RNA. Its product is annotated as neurogenic locus notch homolog protein 1-like. Lineage: Eukaryota; Metazoa; Arthropoda; Arachnida; Araneae; Araneidae. The transcript is spliced from 27 exons. Gene Ontology annotation, molecular function: calcium ion binding. The coding region runs from base 66 to 3053 and encodes 995 amino acids. The record is from RefSeq and is a predicted model, not a curated record.